CAGAAGGAGGCGCUUUCGACACCGCGCACGCUCUGACGCCCGCGCAUUCCUUGCGACCCCGCCUGCUGCAUUGCUAUCGAUGCUCAUCCCACUCUCAGCUUGCCUGGUGGACUUGCGCUCGCGGUAGCCCCACCGGCAGAUACACCAGUGCCGGCGGCGCGUCCUCGCGACUCAUCCUAGCUGGCCUGCUCAACAUUCCUCCGCCCUCUACAUGGCGCCUGUUCCUGAGACCCCCACUACGCGCAUUCGAAGCUCCGACCGGCCACGCAGACGCCAUAUCUCCGACUCGGUGCCUGUCAGCAAGAAGCGCAAGUACGUGCCCGGCGGACCUGGAGGCGGAGGCCGCUACGUAGAUGACGAGGGCAUCGAGACGCCUGUUGGAGGAACAGGACCCGGUGGCUACGCGUACGUAGGUCCCCGUGGCCGCAUCGGACGCCUCAACGCCGAGCGCCAGGGCAUCGCCCUCCCCGAUCUCGCGCCCUCGCCCCCAUAUUCACGACCGCGACGCGAAAGGCCGCCUGCUGGACCUCGCUCCAGCUCGGCUGCUGCAGUCGCCGCCGCCGUGGCGCAGAACGAUGGAUACAAGCCGCGGGAGGAGCGGAGCUGGGACGAGUUCCACCCGGACCUCGACAUCGAUGUCGAGUUUCCCGUCUACACCGCAGACCAGAUCGACGGCCUCAGCCCUUCAGACUCGGCACCAGGCACACCUGGCCAGCCGCCGUCGACUGGCCAGUAUGCUGUGGACAACGGAAUUUCCGCCAUGCUCGACAGUUUGCGCGCACAGCAGACGCAAGACGAAGAGACGGAUGGUGGCUACGGUGGCUCGACCAGCCUAUUAGCCACUCCCAAAAGGCGCCCGGGGCGACCUCCCCGCAAUAGAGACUCCAUGCUUGCUGGGCUUGGUUCUCCUCCUCGUCCGCGCAUCAACCCGCUUCCGACUAUGAAUCCGAAGGAGAAGCUAAAUCUGCCCAAGCCGAACGUGCGACAGGUCGAUACUUUCAAGGCUCACGAAGAGAGUGAAGGAGUCAAAGUCAACUAUGUUGACAGGACUAUGGCGAACAUUGGCUAUCAAGAAAGCGAGGUUUUUGCCAGGGCUGAAAACAACCUGAUACGCCUUCCAGAGGGUUCGAUCGAAGAGGACCUGGACCUCACGCUACAAAAUGAAGCAGAAGGAUCCACAACGGCUGUCGCACUUGGACGUGUCGAGUACGAUAUGGACGAACAAGACGACGUGUGGCUUGAAGCACUGAAUGUCCAGCGGAAAGCUGAAGAUGUUGAGCCCAUUAAGCCGGCGAUAUUCGAAGUCACUAUAACUCAGAUCGAGAAGGAGUGGCAUGCAUUGGAGAAACGCAUUCCCAAGCCAAACCCCAAACCACCCCAAACACACCGGCCGCGGUCUAGUAGUGCGGCUGCUGUGAACGGCGAGCCUGCAGGACAAGGAGAGGAGCAAGACACGAAGUGCGCAAUCUGUGAUGAUGGCGACUGCGAGAACACCAACGCCAUAGUGUUCUGCGAUGGUUGUGACUUGGCGGUCCAUCAAGAAUGUUACGGUGUGCCGUUCAUCCCAGAAGGACAAUGGCUUUGCAGACGUUGUCAACUGGUAGGCCGAGGCACCCCUGCGAGUGAGCUUCCAGGUUGCAUAUUCUGUCCAAAUGGUGACGGCGCCUUCAAACAAACAACAGCUAUGAAAUGGGCACACCUUCUCUGUGCUAUGUGGAUCCCCGAGGUAUCACUUGGCAAUGUGACUUUCCAGGAGCCAGUACAAGAUGUUGAAAAGGUCCCCAAGACGCGUUGGAAGCUGUCCUGCUAUAUCUGCAAGCAAAGGAUGGGAGCGUGCAUUCAGUGCGGCCACAAGUCGUGCUUCGAAGCCUUCCACGUCACUUGCGCACGCAAGGCACGGUUGUGUUUGCGAAUGAAAUCCUCUCAAUCCUCCAAUCCUCUUGACUCUACAGUACUCAAGGCGUACUGCGAUCGGCAUACACCCAACGAUUGGAGACGCGAGAACGACGUCGAGGGCGCAAUUGCAGAUGCAAAAGCAUUCUACCGACACACCAUGCGUCACAUCCGCUGGCCAGACAGUCAAGCCUAUGCUCUAUCUAUCGGCUCAACCCACGCAGCUCACACUAUCGAUGACGAGGAUGACGGCAUCCCUGGCAGCAACAAGCGCAAGCGCGGACAACCGGCUAAGUCCUGGAGGCUACCGUCUGGAGCACCAGUUGUGCCUCAAGCUGUCUACCACAAUGUUGAGAACGCCCUGAUCAAGUUCAAUGUUCGCAGACGCAAAGAAUUCGUGCAAGAAGCUUGCAAGUACUGGACUUUGAAGCGCGAGGCACGCCGUGGCGCGGCCUUGCUCAAGCGUCUCCAACUACAGAUGGAAGCAUUCUCGUCUAUGGAGAUCACCCGUCGCAAUUUUGCGGGGAUGGGUGCUGCUGGUCGUCCUCGUCUGCAGCGUCGUAUCGAGUUUGCUGAGCGUCUAGAGGAUGACAUGGAACAGAUCCGAGUUCUCUGUGAGAAUGUCAAGGAACGCGAGGCUCAGAAGCUUAAAGAUGUCAUGAUCCUCAAGGAUAUCCUAGACUGCGUCUAUUUCCCUAUCCCACAUCUCCUUAGCCCCAUCCUGGAUCGGGCGACAAACCACGACAAUAAAGGCACUUUUGCUGAAGGCUUCAGUGAGCUCAAAACCAAGCUUGACGAGAAGGUCUAUACAUCUGUACAAGCCUUCAUCGAUGAUUUGCUUGCGGUACUGAGCGCCCAUGCUACCUCUGCACCAGUCACCAAUGUAGGAGAUGCUGAAAUUGAGUCGAACAGACUUACUCAUGGCGCUUUAACAUCCGAACAGAGAGAGACGAAGAAGCUGGUCAAGCGCAUAAUCAAAAGUGUGCAACCCCACAUUGAGGAUGCUCUGCGCAAAGAGGCCGAUAUGACCAGGUCCCCAUUCAUGAAGCUUGUCGAUCUCGAGACCCUUCUCGACAAAAAGCUGCACGGAUCAUCAAUUGAAGAUGCCCCUCACGAUAUGGUGGAUGCAGAACAAACAUAUCACGACGAUAUCACUAAGCCGUUGGUCAAUGGCGCAGGACCUGAAGAUACCUUGCAAAAGAAAGACGACAUUCAGCUCGCACCGACACCCGAUGACAACACUGCUGACAAUCACCACUCAUUGCACGAUGAGGCAGCAGACGAGGCCGCCAUUGCGGCUCAGCUAGGGCAGGACACCUUACAUGCUUCUAGAGGGGAGCCUCGAGACGACGCAAUGGAUCUUGAUGCUAGGGAGACUGAUGGGCGUACAGAACCUCUCACGCCACCAAGAUCUGAGAAGAACCUGCUCAAUCCACUCCACAAUGGAGGCGUUCCGUGGUACCUUGAGCCUUUCGACGUUCAUGGAACGACGGUGUACGAGCCAAUUUGGGCUGGUCGUGAAGUACUCAAAGCCAUGAGCGAAGACCUUAGCGAGCUUGACGACGAUGAGCUUGAUGGACUCGCAGAUUCAGACCCAGUCCAGCCGGACGAGGAAGCGGCUGACGCGCAGGCCAUUGAGUUGCGCAAAGCGGCUGCGCGCAAGAGACAAAAAAGGUCGCGAGCCUUUAGAUGAUAUGAUUCCUUUUUUCUUCCACAUUGUUUCACUCUGGCACGUACAUUCGAACAUGCCUGUAUUACCCUUGUCUUUGUAUCAUAUUCCCCGGCUUGGUAGACGAGGCGCAAUGCGGUGUUUGGCUCUACUUGUGGCGAGACGCCACGCAAGUACCCUUGUGAUAUCUUGGAGUUGAUCUUUCGUGUGGCAUUUCAGCAGGGAGUAAUGGUACGAUGGUUGCUGCAGACCAAGACUGGCAGUUCUAGUAAUUCAGCUACGAUCAUACAACAAUGUUCCGGUCCUAUUCUUCUGCUCGCGUCCCCGACCCCAAAUCAUACAGGCGGAACAUGACAGCAUCUCAAUGGGUGAGGUAGUGACGCCAUGAAGCUACUUGAAAUUUGCCGCGACAGGUCGCGCGAACAGGGCGUUGGAAGCGGGCCCCUGACCGCAGUUGCCUCACUCUCAC
Boeremia exigua is the source of this 4031-nucleotide messenger RNA. Its product is annotated as PHD-zinc-finger like domain-containing protein. Lineage: Eukaryota; Fungi; Ascomycota; Dothideomycetes; Pleosporales; Didymellaceae. Gene Ontology annotation, biological process: regulation of transcription by RNA polymerase II. The transcript has 5 exons. Bases 212 to 3586 code for a protein of 1124 amino acids. The record is from RefSeq and is a predicted model, not a curated record.